GGGCGGCGGGCAGACGGCCUGCUGAGGGCUGUGCCGGGGCUCCGAGGUCCCGUCCUCCCCUGCAGAGGCGGUGUGUCCAUGGUCGGGUCGCGGGCAGCUGGCCUGAGCCUCCCCACGGGCAGUCGGUGGCUGUGGCUGGGAGGCGUGGAUGCCUCGAGCAGGCUCCCUUUGGCCCAGCCUCACUGGGGGAGCUGGGACCCACAGGACCCACGGGCUGGUGCCGGAGCCUGGCACAAGUGCCAUGUCCACGUGGCCCAGGCCAGCAGGACACAGGUGCCCAGCCUGGGAGAGGAGAGGUCUGUGUGGCAGCCCCCUGGCCGGCUGCUGGCCGCAGGUCACGUGGAGGGUCCCAGCGGGGAUGGCGCAGCGCAGCCUUCUGUACCAUGACCUCCUUGAGACCUGGGCUCAGCACCCGGACACUCGACCCCCACAGUGAGUCCAGGAGUCACUGGGGCCGGCCGCUGCCGUCCUGGGAGGUGAGCACCUCCACCUGAGCCAGGAGGGAGGGGCCAGGUGUCCUCGGGCAGAUGCUCCUCACGUUGUCCCCCCCCAGCUUGUGUCUGGGGCGGCUCUGCCUGUAGCUGCCGACUGUGGACAUGGCCUGGGGCCGGGGUCUCCUUCCCCGUUGUUCCUCCUGGAGUCUGCCCGUUGCGGGGGGGGGGUGUCUGGAGGGUCCCCUGUGCUGCCCUCCAGGGUAGUGAGCUGUGCCACCUUCCUCAAGGCUGGGCUGCAGGCAGCAGGUCCUUGACGGCCAGCCACAGCUCUGACGGCCCGUAGCCCCGGGCUGCACCAGCCGAGGGGUGGCUGGCCAUGGGGGUCCUGCCUUAGGCAUCGAGCCUCCACCCGGGCCUCCACUGGAGCCUGUGGGUGCCACCUGGCUACAGCCGUCUUGCUGCCUGCAGCCCAGAGGUGAGGAAGGGCCCCAGCUCCCCCUGGGGACCCGCCCACUGUCACUUGCUCUCCUCUGCUGGCUCGUCUGGCUGUGCACAGCUACUGGGGGAACAGUCCUGGGGACUGGAGAGCCCAAGGGGCCCGGCUGAAUUGAGGGCAGCCCCUCAGUAAGGGUGUGCCCUGUGCCCCAAGAAGAGGAGGGGGCAGAAGGGCUUUGGGGCAGCUAUGUGCCACAGCUUUCCUCCGAGGUCAACCAGUCUCCCCUGCUGGCCCCGCUCACCCCAGGUCACCAAGGCUGGGACAGGCUGGGAGCCCAGUGGGUCAGCUGUCCUGCUUCCAGACCCUGCUCUUCCCGGGAGUGGGGCCAGUGCCUGUGGCAGCACCAGGACCCUAGGGUGGGGGCCCUGCAGCGGAGCCAGAGGGGUCAGGAUCCGGGAGAGGUGGUGAGGAGCGGGGUUGUACGAGGCGGCUGAGGGGCUGUGAUGGAGUGCGUCCCGCCCGUGGCUUCGGGGCCCCGCCCUGAAGGGGCCGGGUGGAGGCAGCCUCGCCCCUUGGGCAGUAGCAGUGUGGGUUCCGCCCCCAUCAUCGCCCCGGGUCACCGGUGAGCCCUCCCCCUUGGAGUCCGCCAGCUCUGGGGAGGAGGGGAGGGUUUAUUUGGCGGCAGCGCGGGGCGGCAAGGGCACUGCUCACGAGGGAACCUGGGGGGACAGGGGUGUGUCCUCCCGCUUCCCUUGCUAGCCCGGCUCAUCCCGCGCAGACAUGCAACAGUGGUGGCCGGGCAGCCCUCCGGGCUGUGCUCCCGCGCCGGGGCUCUGAGUGCCUUCAGGCACCUGGGCUCACAUCACUGAGCCGCCGCAGCCGACCCGGCAGCCAACAUGCGCUGGGUCUGGGCGGCCGCCGCGGCCCUCCUCUGGCCACAGCUCACGCUCCAUGGGGGCGUGAGGGCCCGGCGGGAGCCCAAGAGGCCACGGAAGCCCGGCCAGCACCCCGCAGCCCCCAACGCCACCACGUCCAGCAGCGAGGGGCUACUGGGCUUCCCCAAGCUGCCUGAGGCCUCAGGGCCUGAGUUCACAGAUGCCCACAUGACAUGGCUGAACUUCGUCCGGCGCCCCGAUGACGGGGCCUCAAAGAAACGGUGCCGAGGCCAGGACAAGAAGUCGCGAGGCUCCCCUGGCCCCCCAGGACCCCCCGGUGCGGAAGUGGCCCAGGAGGCUGUGCUCCGGGAGUUUCAGGGGAUGCUGAAGGAGGCUACCGAGCGUCGGUCCUCAGCGCCGCUGGGCCCCCCGCUGCCCGAGGGGACGGGGAGGUGGCUGGUGUCCGAGGCCUUCCACUGUCGGCUGAAGGGCCCGGUGCUGGUGGACAAGAGGACGCUGGUGGAGCUGCAGGGCUUCCAGGCCCCCGCUGCCCAGGGUGCCUUCCUGCGGGGGUCUGGCCUGAGCCUGGCCUCCGGUCGGUUCACAGCCCCGGUCACUGCCAUCUUCCAAUUCUUUGCUAGCCUGCACGUGGACCCCAGGGAGCUGCAGGGCAGGGCCCGGCUGCGGGCCCGGGACACAGUGCGUGUGCUGGUCUGCAUCGAGUCCCUGUGCCAUCGCCACACGUCCCUGGAGGCCAUCUCCGGCCUGGAGAGCGGCGGCAGGGUCUUCACGGUGCACGUGCAGGGGCUGCUGCAGCUGCAGGCGGGACAGUACACCUCCGUCUUUGUGGACAAUGGCUCCGGCGCAGCCCUCACCGUCCAGAGCAGCUCCAGCUUCUCCGGCCUGCUUCUGGGCACGUGAGGGGCCGACGGGCUGCGGGGGAGCUGCCGCAACCCUCACCCUGCUGCCCUCCGGUAAACCUGGGGUCACAGCAAU
Delphinapterus leucas (beluga whale) is the source of this 2741-nucleotide messenger RNA. The record is from RefSeq and is a predicted model, not a curated record. Lineage: Eukaryota; Metazoa; Chordata; Mammalia; Artiodactyla; Monodontidae.